Molecule: messenger RNA, 2298 nt
Organism: Laetiporus sulphureus 93-53
Lineage: Eukaryota; Fungi; Basidiomycota; Agaricomycetes; Polyporales; Laetiporaceae
Product: 5-oxoprolinase
Exons: 10
Coding region: 1-2298 (765 amino acids)
Biological process (GO): glutathione metabolic process
Cellular component (GO): cytosol
Molecular function (GO): 5-oxoprolinase (ATP-hydrolyzing) activity
Source: RefSeq, a predicted model, not a curated record
AUGCCCGUUCCUGAUCGAUCCAUCAGGAUUUGCGCCGACCGAGGGGGAACAUUCUGUGAUGUGCAUGCAUCGUAUCCUGAUCCAGAGAACCAUAAGGAGAGAAAGGAGGUUGUGGUGAAACUUCUUUCACAAGAUCCUGGCAACUAUCGCGAUGCGCCCACAGAAGGUAUCAGGCGGAUAUUGGAGAUUGCGACGGGGACCAAAAUUCCGCGCGGCCAGACGCUGACGACCGACAAAAUCGAUUACAUCCGUCUAUCCACUACGGUCGCAACAAAUGCUCUACUCGAGCGCAAGGGCCACAAGCACGCACUGCUCAUCACGCGCGGGUUCAAGGAUCUUCUUCUGAUCGGGAACCAAGCACGACCCAAGAUCUUCGACUUGAACAUCCGCCGCCCUCCGCCUCUGUACUCGACUGUGCUCGAGGUCGACGAGCGCGUCACGCUAGUGGGCUACACAUCCGACCCACAAGCGGAGGCACAUGCAGUACAGUUCGACGAAAACGGCAAAGUCAAGCAUGGCUACAGGGGAAAGGGAUGGGACGGCAAGGGUGACGCUGAUGGUCCUGGCGAGGUUGUCCAAGGUCUGUCGGGGGAGGCCGUCAGGAUCGUGCAACGUCCAAACUUAGAUGCUGUCAAGGCGGACCUGCAACGGCUGUACGACGAGGGCUACCGCUCGAUCGCGAUUGUGUUCUGCCACUCGUACACAUACCCCAAACACGAGCAGCAGAUCGGGGGCCUCGCUCGCUCCAUCGGUUUCAAGCACAUCUCCGAGUCGUCGCGGCUGCUGCCCAUGAUCAAGAUGGUGCCGCGCGGCGUGUCAUCCACCGCGGAUGCGUACCUGACGCCCAUCCUCAGAGAGUACCUCGACGGAUUCUUCGAUGGGUUCGACGAGAAGUUGAGGGACGGCCGCUUGCGGAGCCCACGGGUCGAGUUUAUGGGCAGCGACGGUGGCCUGCUCGACCUGACGAACUUCACGGGGCUCAAAAGUAUUCUUAGCGGUCCUGCUGGCGGUGUGGUUGGUUACGCGCUAACGAGCUGGGACCGGGAGCGCAAGCACCCUGUGAUUGGGCUGGAUGUCGGUGGCACGUCCACGGACGUGUCGCGAUUCGAUGGCCGUUACGAGAUCGUCUAUGAGACGACAACGGCCGGCGUUACGAUUCAAUCACCACAGUUGGACAUCAACACCGUUGCGGCGGGCGGUGGAUCAUGUCUGUCGUUCAGCAACGGCCUGUUCCGUGCUGGCCCUGAGAGCGCUGGUGCCGAGCCUGGUCCGGCGUGUUACCGCAAGGGAGGCCCGCUUGCGGUCACAGACGCCAACCUGGUGCUUGGCCGUCUCGUCCCGGAUUACUUCCCGAAGAUCUUCGGCAAGUCAGCAAAGGAACCACUCGACACAGAGGCGUCGCGUUCUGCGUUCGAGGUGCUCAGAAAGGAUAUCAACGCACACCAGGAGAAGCAGCUCGACCUCGACGAGGUCGUCUAUGGUUUCAUCAAAGUCGCGAACGAGACGAUGGCGCGGCCUAUCCGAGCGUUGACAGAGGCGAGAGGGUAUGCACUGUCGAAGCAUAUUCUUGCGAGCUUUGGUGGUGCAGGAGGCCAGCACGCCUGCGAAAUUGCCAAGCUGCUGGGGAUCAAGACGAUUCUCAUUCACAAAUAUAGUUCCAUUCUGUCGGCGUACGGUCUUGCGCUCGCUGACCGCGUCUUUGAACUGCAACAGCCAUCAUCGACGUUCUAUACGCCGGAAAAUCGCGGGUCGCUGAUCGCGCGGCUGGACAAGCUGGACGCGGAGGUGCGGGAGGAGCUCGGCCGGCAGGGCUUCCAGGGCGCUCACGUCCACACGGAGCGGAUGCUGAACAUGCGGUUCGACGGCACCGACACGGCGUUGAUGGUGCUUCCUGGUGUGCAGGACGGCGAUGGCAACGAAGACUUCCUGGCCGCGUUCAAGCGCGCAUACAUGGCCGAGUUCGGCUUUCUGCUCGAGACGAAGAGCAUCAUUGUCGAUGAUAUCAAAGUGCGCGGAAUCGGCAAGACGUUCGACUCGCUCGGCGAGUCUGUGUUUGCCGAGAUCUCCAAGAUGGAGCAGCGUGCGGUCGACAGGAAGAAGGCGGAUACGACGUGGAACGUGUACUUUGACCAGCUCGGGCGCGUGGACGACACCCCCGUGUAUCUCUUCCACUCGCUCGCUGUCGGAGACGUCAUCGAGGGCCCUGCGAUGAUCAUUGACAAUACGCAGACAAUUGUGUUGAUUCCUGGUGCGAGAGCGGUGCUCACGAGCAAGCAUCUUUACAUUACUCUGCAGUAG